AUGAACUGCCAGAAAUGCCGUACGCCGUUGAAGCUGGAUGGCUCUCUCGAGUCGCUUAAUCCAGCUGCGUUCGACCUACUUAUCGGUAAAACCCUACCGGAUCAUUCGGCUGGCUCGCCUCGCCACUCCUACCCUCAAGAGCGCCGAGAGCUCUACGAUCGAGUUUCCAAAAAUGCACCCCCGCCGGUAUAUCGGAGGUCGAUCCCCGCACCGCGACAGGUCGGAGGCAAUUUGACCACGCCUCCAAGGCUAGGACGAGGAGAUAGUGGCAAUAUGUCGUUUGUUAUGCUUACAGAUUCCCAACUCAGCCCACCACAUACUGUUUCUGGUGUGAACGGGGAUAGCGCGUCAAAACGCGCAUCCAACAUACAGAACGACGACCCUGGUGCCGAUAAUGGGACCUUUGCAGACCAGAUCGAGCGCACAAACCGUCUUUUUGAAAUUAUUUCGUCUCGUUCUGAUAUUGACCAUCCGAUUUGUACUGAAUGCACGGAGAUGUUAGUGGAAGGCCUCCAACAACGACUUGUGGAGACUACGAAAGAACGGGACGCAUACAUCACAUUUCUAAGAAAUUUGAACUCGUCUGUGCCUACCCAGGAGGAGAUUGAUGCAGCUGAGAAAUCCCUCAAGGAGACACUGGAGGCCGAGGAGGUGGCGUUUGCGGAACUCGUUGCCUUGGAGGAAGAGCAGGCCGCCUUAGAUGAGGAGAUUGCCCAGCUGGAAGAAGAAUCACGCGAAUUAGAUUCCGAAGAGGAAAAGUUCUGGCGCGAUCGAAAUGCGUUUUCCUUAGUCCUUGCUGAUUUCCAGAAUGAGCGGGAUGCGUUGAAUAUGAAAUAUGACCACGAUUCUCGGCAGCUUGAAAGACUACAGCGAACCAACGUUUACAAUGACGCUUUCUGCAUUGGCCAUGACGGUUAUUUUGGGACAAUCAACAGCCUUCGUCUCGGCCGGCUGACAAACCCAUCUGUUGAAUGGCCGGAAAUCAAUGCUGCUUGGGGUCAGACAGCUCUACUGCUGGCUACUAUAGCGGAGAAACUAAACUUCCAAUUUGAAGGGUACCGGCUGAAGCCGAUGGGGUCGAUGUCCCGAAUCGAUAAGAUCGAGUAUCCGCGACUGUCACCGGCACAAUCAACAGUCGAUGGUGACAAUGCAAACUCAUCAGCAGCACCAAAAAUCACCACCUUGGACUUGUUCUCCUCAGGCGACCUGCCGCUUCAUAUCCCCUGGCUUCACCGCCGAUUUGAUGCAGGUAUGGUGGCCUUUCUGGAUUGUCUACGCCAGCUUGGGGAAUUUGUGGAAAAUACACCAACACCCGUACGCUCCAAUCGCCGAGAUCAGGCGGGGCCCGUCGUACCAGGACUGAAAUUGCCAUAUACCAUCAAACGGGACAAAAUUGGGGACGCCAGUAUUAAGCUGGGAUUCAACCAGAACGAUGAAACUUGGACGCGUGCCUGCAAGUAUACCUUAACGUGCUGCAAAUUCCUGUUGGCACAUGCUAGCAACAUUGCUAGCGCAGGCUCGACUAACUCAGCCGCUGUCGCAGCUGCAGCUGUUGCUGCGGGGGAGCACGCUCGACUUGCAACAGCCAGUCCAACCAAGAAAUAG
Messenger RNA from Aspergillus versicolor CBS 583.65, 1605 nucleotides. RefSeq names its product beclin 1. NCBI's taxonomy places the organism in Eukaryota, Fungi, Ascomycota, Eurotiomycetes, Eurotiales, Aspergillaceae. The record is from RefSeq and is a predicted model, not a curated record. The transcript is spliced from 2 exons. Gene Ontology annotation, biological process: autophagy; late endosome to vacuole transport; autophagosome assembly. Gene Ontology annotation, cellular component: phosphatidylinositol 3-kinase complex, class III, type I; phagophore assembly site; phosphatidylinositol 3-kinase complex, class III, type II. Bases 1 to 1605 code for a protein of 534 amino acids.